UACUUUUAGUUCCACCCUCGUACUGUUAUUGAACCUUUUACGCAGCAUACCAACGAUAUCGACUGAAUUGUUUUGUUUCAGAAGAGCGUUGGUAUCAAAGAUGGUCAAGUUCAGCAGUCCCUACAGGACCAGAAGCAAAGAGGAAGCAGCAUUGAAUGACAGCGCAGACAAUAAUGAUUGUGGUGCACUGGAUGAGCAGAACUAUGUCCAAGCUUUAGGUACAGAAGAUGAUGAAGAUGGUGUGUCCCGAGUCACUGGAUCCUCUAUUUUUACUUUUAAACAAAUCAAGCGGAGCCACAGCAUGGCUCAGACCGCCAGUGAUUUGGCAAAGACCCCUGGGAAAAGUGUAACAUUCAGCAAGACACAUGUGCAACCCUCGACUCCAACUAGAACAGGCUCUGAGCCGAGAGGUCAAAGUCGGACACCGCGAAUGGACAAGAAGGUCCAGUUUGUUUCUACAACACCACACAGACUUGGGAAGAGAAUAACAGUUCCAAGCCUUCGUUCAGACAGCGACAGUGAGCUGUCUCCUUCAGACUCUGAAGAAGAGAAUGGAGUGGACGAAGUGGAGAGGGAGCAGAAAGCAAAGAAGGAAUAUAAGGAAAACCCGAAGACGCCGGGUAAGACACAGUCUAAAGGAUUAUCCGCAGCCCUGUACAAGACUCCGGCCAAAAAACGGAAAAGCAGCACCUCCGAGACCGCCGGCCGGCCUACUAUGGUCGAGGAGUAUUUCGAGGCCCACGGUUCUUCGAAGGUCUUGACGUCGGAUCGCACCCUUGAGCGUUUACACACGCCCAAAUUCGACAGGGAUACACUGGUGCAGCUCUUGGAUGGAAAACCUUCCAGUUAUGCAGAUGAGAUCAAGCAGCUGCACGAUAAACUCAGGAAGCACUUCAGUAAAUGGAUGCUGCAGUUACAGUUGGGCUUCAGUGUUCUGGUGUACGGUUUGGGAAGCAAAAAAGCCCUGCUAGAGGACUUCCGCGUGUCCUACCUGGCCCAAGAAAUCCAUCUGGUGGUCAACGGAUUUUUCCCCUCCAUUACUCUUAAAUCUAUUUUGAAUGCACUGACAUUUGAGAUUCUGGAACACCAGGGGACUUUCCGAACUCCCUCAGACCAGAUUCAGUUCAUCACUAAGACUCUUAAAGACCGUACGUUUGUCUCCGUUUCGGCUGACAUUGUCAUAGUCACAGUCUUCAUCAGAUUUAAAUCAAUCUUUUUUUUUUUUUUUUUUCCCUUCCCACGGCCAAACCCCAGGUGUUUUCUGUUUUGCUGGACUUUUUCCCUGACUAUGACCCAUUUUUGCAGGGGAAUCUUCAAAGUGCUGGUUAAAUUUCAACUGGAAAACAAAGACAGUCCUUCGUACACAGGCAUGUCAUUCCAAGAUUUCUACCAGCGAUGUCGAGAGGCGUUCUUGGUCAACUCUGACCUAACGCUGCGAACUCAGUUGACUGAAUUUAGAGACCACAAACUAAUCAGAACACGCAAGGGUGCAGAUGGAGUAGAGUUUCUUAUUGUUGCUGUGGACACUGGCACACUGACGGACUUCCUGGAAAACGAAGAGGUCAAGUGACAAGAUUGUAAACGCAUUCAUUCAAAAAUGGACGAACUGGUUUCUCCUGCAAUGGAGAAAGUCACAGAUACAUGGACUCUAUAAAAUGUGCCCAGGUAACAGUUUUUAAACUAUGGAUAUAGAUACAACUUUGUCUGUAAAAAAAAAAUGGAAAAGGUAAAUUAAUAAAAUGAUUACAAAAAAA
This is a messenger RNA of Cynoglossus semilaevis (tongue sole), 1754 nucleotides long. It is a transcript of the gene orc2, whose product is annotated as origin recognition complex, subunit 2. Lineage: Eukaryota; Metazoa; Chordata; Actinopteri; Pleuronectiformes; Cynoglossidae. Gene Ontology annotation, molecular function: DNA replication origin binding. The record is from RefSeq and is a predicted model, not a curated record. The coding region runs from base 101 to 1570 and encodes 489 amino acids. Gene Ontology annotation, cellular component: nucleus; nuclear origin of replication recognition complex. The transcript is spliced from 13 exons. Gene Ontology annotation, biological process: DNA replication.